AUGGAGUCUGUUCAUCAUGUCUCGGUCUCUUCAAAGAUCCUCUUCAGUAAGGUGCGCAAGAUUGUGCCCCCAAUGCUAGAAAAGUUCCACAAAGGACAGCUUGGUCGUGUGGCCGUCAUUGGGGGUUAUACCGGCGCUCCAUACUUCUCCGCCAUGGCCUCUGCAAGACUUGGAUGUGACAUGAGCCACGUCCUCUGUGAGCCAACCGCAGCACCGGUCAUCAAGGGUUACUCCCCAAACCUGAUGGUACACCCAUUACUCCCAAGCAUCGACACAGUCGAAGACCCCAACUCAAUCGACGUAUCAUCACUAGCAGGCCCAAUAAUCGGCAUGCUGUCACGACUACACGCACUCGUCAUCGGCCCAGGUCUUGGCCGCGACGGAGUCACUCUCAAGGUAGUUGCCGAAGUGAUCCGAGAAGCGCGGUCACGAUCCAUCCCAUUUGUGCUAGACGCAGAUGGGCUGCUGAUUGUAACAGAAGACCCGAACCUGGUCAAGGGAUACAAGGAUUGUAUCCUCACGCCCAACGUGGUUGAAUUCGGCCGUCUUGCCAAAGCGCUGGGUAUCGAGGUCGCCAGCCCGGCGGAGGUAGCGAAGAGCGGGGGAAGCGACGUGACCAGCAAGGAAUCAGAUGCCUGUGAGCAGCUAUCUCGAGCUCUCGGUGGUGUGACAAUUGUCCAGAAGGGUCCUCAUGAUGUGAUUUCCAAUGGGGUUACUAGUAUUAUUGCUGAUACGAAGGGUGGCUUGAAGCGUAGUGGUGGUCAGGGAGAUACCCUGACAGGAUCGUUGGCGACAUUGCUUGCCUGGAGAAUGGCUUAUCAUGAUAAGUUGUGGGACUCAGGUGAGAAGGAUAAUGAGAAGGAGGCACAGAACAAAGAGGAUGUUCAGGCGGAACUUGAGUCUGAGAAUAUGCGCAUGUCUCCGGCAACGACGCUGCUUCUGGCGGCUUGGGCUGGAAGCAGUAUUACGCGGGAAUGCUCGCGGCGGGCGUUCAAGGCCAAAGGGCGGAGUAUGCAGGCUAGUGAUCUGACUGACGAAGUGCAUCAUGCAUUUUUAGUUCUGAUUGGGGAGCCAGAGGGAUCUCAGACGCAUCUUUAG
This is a messenger RNA of Penicillium arizonense, 1098 nucleotides long. Its product is annotated as ATP-dependent (S)-NAD(P)H-hydrate dehydratase. The coding region runs from base 1 to 1098 and encodes 365 amino acids. Gene Ontology annotation, biological process: metabolite repair. The transcript has 6 exons. The record is from RefSeq and is a predicted model, not a curated record. NCBI's taxonomy places the organism in Eukaryota, Fungi, Ascomycota, Eurotiomycetes, Eurotiales, Aspergillaceae. Gene Ontology annotation, molecular function: ATP-dependent NAD(P)H-hydrate dehydratase activity.